GAAUAAGUUAGUGAGGACUUCGUCAAGCGAACAUGGCGACAGUGACGGGUGAGACAUGCGCCACCCAGGAGACCUCUGUGCGCCACCGAGUGUCACCACUGCUCACGGAUUUGUACCAGUUCACUAUGGCAUAUGCCUACUGGAGAGCUGGCAGGCACAAUGAACACGCCGUGUUCGAGCUGUUUUUUCGAGAUAAUCCGUUUAACGGCGGGUUCUCACUUUUUGCAGGACUGAGCGACUGUGUGCAAUUUCUGCGCGACUUUUGUUUCACACCUGAAGAUGUGGAGUACUUGCGCACUGUGUUACCCUCAAACACGCACCCUGAUUUCUUCACCUACCUGAAAACGUUAGACUCAUCCGGCGUGUCUGUCAGUGCCGUAGCUGAGGGCACCGUCGUUUUUGCCCAAGUUCCACUUUUGGAGGUGUCUGGCCCACUGGCUGUUGUUCAGCUGCUGGAAACCAGCCUUCUCUGUUUGGUCAACUAUGCCAGUCUCGUGUGCACAAAUGCUGCACGGUUUCGUCUCGCUGCAGGUCCCAAGCUGCGACUUAUGGAGAUGGGUCUGAGGAGAGCUCAGGGACCUGAUGGAGGCCUAACUGCUUCUCACUACACAUAUAUUGGAGGUUUUGACUUAACAAGUAAUGCUCUGGCUGGGCGUCUCUUUGGAAUUCCAGUGGCAGGCACCAUUGCACAUUCUUAUGUCACAUCAUUCACCUCUCUUGAGGAGGUGUGUCCAAAGACACUGAUGCCCUUGAGAGGCGGUGAUCCCGUUGAGCUUGUCCCACUGGUAAAGGACUGGUUAGGACGUGUAUGUCAGUUACUGGGAGCUAAUCCUCAGCAGGUGCGUGAGGGAGAGCUUGCUGCUUUUCUCUCCUAUGCCAUUGCUUAUCCUUGUAACUUCCUCCCUGUGAUCGACAGCUACAAUGUCAGCAGUAGCGGCUUACCGAGUUUCUGUGCUGUUGCCCUGGUGCUUUGUGAGCUCCAGUAUCAGCCUCUGGGUGUAAGGCUAGAUAGUGGAGAUCUCUGUAGUCAAUCUGUGGAAGUGCGUAAUGUUUUCAGACAGUGCAGCAAGCACUUCUCAGUUACAGCAUUUGAGUCACUCAUCAUCGUUGGUACGAACAGCAUUUCUGAAAAAAGUCUUUCCGAGCUCAAGAAGAGAGAUAAUGAGAUUGAUGUAGUGGGAGUUGGAACCCACCUCGUUACGUGCAUGAGUCAUCCCUCACUCGGUUGUGUAUAUAAGUUAGUAGAGGUUGGAGGUCGGCCUAGGAUGAAGUUGAGCGAGGACCCAGAGAAAAGCACGCUGCCAGGCAAAAAGGCAAUCUACAGACUGCUGGACACUGAUGGUCAUCCUCAAAUGGAUCUCAUAUACCUGUCAGAGGAACCUGCUCCAAAGGUGGGAGAGCCCGUGACAUGUCAUCCUUUAGGAUCGGUCAAGGCUGUCCAAUCAAUCACACCUGCCCAUGUAACAAGCCUACGCUUAGAGGUCUUUUCCCAAGGAAAUAUUAUGCAUCCUCUGAGCAGUGCCUACGAGAGUCGAGUACAUGCACAGACCUCCGUUCAGGCCUUGAAUGCGCAGCACAAAAAACUAGAGGGACCAGAGUCUUACACAGUUGCCGUGUCAGAGAGAAUUCAUUCUCUCGUAUCCGACAUUAGAAGAGGAAACAGCUAACAAGGUGAUUUCCUGUUAUUGAACCUAAAGUCACCAAGCACAGACUGUUUUGUAUUGAAUAUCUUUUUCCAGUUGUACUCUACUACUAUUACGAGUCUGUGCAUAUGUAUGUUUUUUGAAUAUGUUGAACAUCCUUAUAUUCUAAUAAGAAUACGAUUAUGCUAAUAAGAAAUAAACUGACUUCUUUUUUGCAUUUGAAUAAAUUAGGUAAUGAGUUCUUUGGUACAGUAUUCUAAAGACUGCUAUUGGUGGAUUAGUGGUUAGCCAGUUUGCCUCACACCUUGGGUUGGGGGUUUGAUUCCCACCCUGCCUGUGGGUUUUGGUACUCUGGGUUCUUCCCCUAAGUACAAAGACAUGUAUUGUUGGCUGAUUGAUAUCUUUAAUAAUCCAUAGUGGGUGCCCUGCAAUGGACUGGUACCCUGUCUAGGAUGUCCUCUGCUUUGAUUCUUGAGUUCCCUGGCAUGGGCUCAGAAAAUGGAUGGAUAGCUGGAAAUCACACUUUAUUUCAUAUGACUGUAUAUAUUGAGUUUUUGGUCUGUAUGAUUAAAUUACAUUAACACGAGAACAUUCAAAACACUGAAUUAAAAGCUUAAUAAACCUUUUUUAUUACACAGCCACAUAGGUUUUAGUGAACAUGUACAUUUUUGUGCACAAGUUCACAAAUAGUUGAAUUUAUAAUGUCAUGCCGCUGCUUUAGUGUAAAUACAGAGGUUUUAAUGAUCUAACUGUAAAGUUACUGGAAUACUUGAAUCUUUACAUUACGUAUUGUGUGAUCUACCCAUGACCGAGGAUUCUCCAUUAAAAAACUUCUCCCUGAAGCAAAAA
Messenger RNA from Tachysurus vachellii, 2492 nucleotides. It is a transcript of the gene naprt, whose product is annotated as nicotinate phosphoribosyltransferase. The transcript has 13 exons. Gene Ontology annotation, biological process: NAD+ biosynthetic process. Bases 33 to 1667 code for a protein of 544 amino acids. The record is from RefSeq and is a predicted model, not a curated record. Gene Ontology annotation, molecular function: nicotinate phosphoribosyltransferase activity. Lineage: Eukaryota; Metazoa; Chordata; Actinopteri; Siluriformes; Bagridae.